AUGAAGACCACCUGGAAGGAUAUCGCGCCGGUGCCGAACUCGCAGGAGUUUCUGGACAUCGUGCUUUCGCGCACCCAGAGAAGGCUCCCGACCCAGAUCCGAUCUGGCUUCAAGAUAUCCCGAAUUCGCGCCUUCUACACUCGCAAGGUCAAAUUCACGCAGGAGACAUUCUCCGAGAAGUUCCAGCAGAUCCUCGACGGGUUCCCGCGCCUGCAAGACAUACAUCCCUUCCACAGCGAUCUGCUCAACGUAUUGUACGAUAAAGACCACUUUCGGAUCGCUCUUGGUCAUCUGUCGACCGCGAAACACCUAAUCGAGACAAUCUCUCGUGACUACGUUCGCCUCCUAAAAUACGCUCAGAGUCUCUACCAAUGCAAGCAGCUCAAGCGCGCGGCCCUGGGCCGCAUGGCCACUCUCACCAAGCGACUGAAGGAUCCUCUUGCCUACUUGGACCAGGUCCGACAACAUCUUGGCCGACUUCCGUCCAUCGACCCGAAUACGCGGACCUUAUUGAUUUGCGGCUACCCCAACGUGGGUAAGAGUUCCUUCCUUCGGAGCGUCACUCGGGCCGAUGUCGACGUCCAACCCUAUGCAUUCACGACCAAGUCUCUAUUCGUGGGCCACUUUGAUUACAAGUAUCUGCGGUUUCAAGCCAUCGACACACCUGGUAUCUUGGAUCACCCCCUGGAGGAAAUGAACACGAUUGAGAUGCAGACCGUGACGGCCAUUGCUCACCUUCGAUCCGCCAUUCUCUACUUCAUGGACCUGAGUGAGCAGUGUGGCUAUAGCGUCCACGCCCAAAUGCAGCUGUUCAAGUCUAUCAAGCCCCUGUUCGCAAACAAGCUUGUGUUUAUCGUCAUCAACAAGAUCGAUGUCUUGCGCCCCGAGGAAUUGGACGAGAAGACCGGAGGUGAGCUUCAGGCGCUGGUUUCAUCCGGCGACGUCGAGCUACUCCAAUUGUCUUGCAACACUCAAGAAGGCGUGCAGGAGGUGAAGAACGCGGCCUGCGAGCGGCUCAUUGCUGAGCGGGUUGCGCAGAAGCUAAAGGCCGGCACAUCAAGCAGCGGCACGGUAGGCGGCCGGCUGGCGGAUGUAAUGACAAGAAUUCAUGUUGCACAGCCUAUGGAUGGUGGCUUGAGGGAAGCUUUCAUCCCCGAAGCGAUCAAGAUGAUGCAGAAAUACGACAAGAGCGAUCCUCAACGGCGUCUACUUGCGCGAGAUGUCGAGGAGGCGAAUGGUGGCGCCGGUGUUUUCAACGUCGACCUGAGAGCAGACUACAUCCUGGACAACCCGGAGUGGAAGCACGACAGGAUUCCCGAGAUCUUCGAUGGAAAGAAUGUCUCCGAGUUCAUCGACCCUGACAUUGAAGCCAAGCUGCAGGCUUUGGAGGAAGAAGAGGAAAAGCUCGAGGCUGAAGGAUACUAUGACUCGGACGAGGAACUCGAUGAUGCUGAGGAGGCUGACUUGCGGAUCAAGGCCGAGAUGAUCAAAGAGAAGCAAGCGCUGAUGCGCAACGAGGCGCGGAUGCGCAAAGUCAAGAACCGCUCAGCCUUGCCUCGGCAUGCUGUCAGGAAGCCUCUUUCACAGCUUGAGGACUCGCUUGAUCAGUUGGGCGUUGACACUCACGACCUGCAACUCAGAGCAAGGGCGCAAUCGGUCAUGCGUGGUCGAUCUAUGAGCAGGAGCCGACUCGGCACAGAGGAUACGAAUGCGAUGGACAUCGAUCAGACACCGAGGGAGAGACUGAGGUCCCAGACCCGAACAAGAAGCCAGCCGGCAACAAACCGACUCGAGGAUGGUGUAGCAGAUGAGGAGGCGAAAGACAAGAUGGCGAAGCAGGCCAAGCUGAGUCAGAGAAAGAUGAACCGCAUGGCGAGACAGGGAGAAGCAGAUCGCCAUAUUGGUACAACGAUGCCCAAACAUCUGUUCGCGGGCAAACGUACAGUUGGCAAGACAUCCCGGCGUUAA
This is a messenger RNA of Anthostomella pinea, 1968 nucleotides long. The record is from the annotation of a GenBank genome assembly. NCBI's taxonomy places the organism in Eukaryota, Fungi, Ascomycota, Sordariomycetes, Xylariales, Xylariaceae.